Molecule: messenger RNA, 6582 nt
Organism: Cuculus canorus (common cuckoo)
Lineage: Eukaryota; Metazoa; Chordata; Aves; Cuculiformes; Cuculidae
Gene: CPB1
Product: carboxypeptidase B1
Exons: 11
Coding region: 203-1456 (417 amino acids)
Biological process (GO): proteolysis
Molecular function (GO): zinc ion binding; metallocarboxypeptidase activity
Source: RefSeq, a predicted model, not a curated record
AGACUUUCAGCUGUUUUCACAGGUGUGGAGUAAAACACACGUUAUAAAUAGUAUGCAAAUAAAACAAGGCCAAGGGGAUAAUCUAUCAGUUGAUCAGUGGGUUGUUCCGGUGUUUAAUUGAUAAAAAGCAGGACAAACCAGGUUAUAAAAGUAGCAUAGAAGAACUGAAAACCUCUGGGCUUUUUUUUGUUUAAAAGAAAAAAUGUGGGUGCUCUUGUUUCUCAUAGGUGCUGCAGCUGUUUCUGCUCACCUGGAGGAUGGUGCCUUUGAUGGGCAGAAAGUGUUUCGUGUGAUUCCGCAGAAUGAUGAGCAAGUGGAAAUCAUCAAUUCCCUCGCCAGCAACAUACAGGUGGACUUUUGGCAGCCAGACUCUGUCACACUGGUAAGGCCAAAAACAGAAGUUGAUUUCCGAGUUGAAGCUGACAUGUCUUUAGAGGUUGAAGAUCUUUUGAAAGAAAGUGGAAUAGAAUAUACAGUUCUGAUUGACAACCUGCAGGCUGCACUGGAUGCCCAGUUUGACAGCAAGGCUCGUUCAACCAGCCACAGCUAUGAAAAGUACAACAGCUGGGAAAAGAUAGCUGCUUGGACUGCUGAUAUUGCGGCUCAGAACCCAGACCUUGUCUCUCGCAGUGUAAUUGGGGAAACAUAUGAAGGACGACCAAUGUACCUUCUCAAAGUGGGAAAAAGUGGUCCAAAUAAGAAGGCCAUCUUUAUGGAUUGUGGUUUCCAUGCAAGAGAGUGGAUAUCCCCUGCUUUCUGCCAGUGGUUUGUGAAAGAAGCUGUUGAAACCUAUGGAAAAGAUACUGUCAUGACCACACUUCUCAACAGCUUGGACUUCUAUGUUUUGCCUGUUGUUAAUAUUGAUGGCUACGUUUACACUUGGACAAAUAAUCGCAUGUGGAGAAAGACACGCUCUAAAAAUCCUGGUAGCCUUUGCAUUGGUACUGAUCCCAACAGGAAUUUUAAUGCUGGCUGGAGCACUGUUGGAGCCUCAAAAAACCCCUGUGAUUCCACUUAUUGUGGCUCUGCACCUGAGUCUGAAAAGGAGACCAAGGCUUUAGCUGAUUUUAUUCAAGAACAUCUUUCUACAAUCAAGGCAUACCUCACAAUUCACUCCUAUUCCCAGCUGCUACUGUUUCCUUAUUCAUAUACUUACGAAUUACCAUCGGAUUACGAGGAACUGAAUUCCAUUGCUGAAGCUGCAUCCAAACAGCUGGCCAGUUUGCAUAAUACCAAAUAUAACUAUGGCCCAGGAGCUAAAACAAUCUAUCCUGCUGCAGGGGGCUCUGAUGACUGGGCUUACGAUCAAGGCAUCAAGUACUCUUUCACUUUUGAGCUCCGAGACACUGGCAGAUAUGGUUUUGCUCUCCCUGAAUCUCAGAUAAAGCCAACCUGUGAAGAAACUCUGCUUGCUGUUAAAUAUAUUGCCAAUUAUGUUCUUGAGCACUUGUAUUAGAAUGCUGUUAGAAAACUAUUAAAUGAGGUUUGAUUCAAAGAUGCCUUAUUUUUACUCUUCCCUAACAAUAGGUUUUCAUUUUUCUUUACUUAAUGUUCCUAGUCAUAUCCUUAGAGCAUCAUAGGUGAAUAAAACUAUAAGUUUGUCAGGAGAAAAUACAUUAUUCAUUAAGGCAACUGAUACAGUCGGAGUAGUCUAAAAUUAAAGGGCACAAAAAUCUUAAUCAACUUAUGGUAAAGGUUUCCUUAAUGAUUAAAAUUAUCUUAGUUUAAUCCAGAGCAGAUGGGCAGAGCAUUAGAACUUAUGCAGCCUGAAUGCUAAACAGAAUGAAACCAGCUAGGUGAUUCAUAUAAACAUGCUUUCAUCCAACCAUUCAUCGCCUCAAUGGCAACAGUAGCAAGGAAAAGUUCACAUCAUACACUUCCAAAAUGGUGCUAGCUGUCAUAUGCCUUUCUGAAUUUUCUGAAAACCCACCCUGGAUCUGCCUCUUCACUGAAAGCUGGUUUGGAUCUGAGGUCACUGCCAGUCGAUCUAAACUUGGUGCUGAAGCUUAUAACUACUAUUAGUUUUAACGACCAAGAUUUGAUAGAAUCAUGCUAUAAAAUAUCCUGCACUUAAGGCUGUCAUGCUCACUACAGUAGCAUUUGUCAAAAUAUUCCGAGUCCCCAUACUUCUUGGGGCCCCACAUGUUCCUACUGUUAUGAGCGGAAGAACUGUAAACAGGCAUAAAGACUGAGUCAGGUGAUAAAUGAUAAACUGUUUCUUUUAUGAGAAGCUGUAAAGAAUUAUCCCCUUCCGAUCGAUUCUCUCUACAGGUAAUGUAGGUCUGAUUGGUUCUGAGUGGGUGAGAGUGAUAAAUAGCCACUCUGUGCAGCUUCCUUAGGCAGCUGCAGAAAAUGUGUUUGGCAUUUAUUAAUGCAGUUUAGAGCUCGGUUAAUGCGAGACACCCUCUGCAAAAAGAUGGCAAAAAACCUUAUGUCAACACAGAACCUGGCUCACCUCUCUGCCAUCGCUGGAAGCUCUUAACAGAGACUUCCACUGUCCAUUGAUGCUCCUGGAAUUAACAUUAUUUCUGGCAGGUCCAUAGCUGAUGCACACAAAACAUCCCAUAAAAUGAAUCUUAAGAGAGAAAAUGUUUUUCCCAAGAAAAUCAUCAAAUUCAAACCUGCCAAGAACUGCCUCUUCUCUGUAGAGAGAAACAGAAAGACAGAGUCCAAUUUCAAAUGCCAUUUUCAUUUACACAUUUAGAAAAAAGAAGGAAGACAUCCACUACAUCAGUUAGCCCAGCAGCACUCAGAUUAAACUAGUCCUCGUACACGACAGAUCCAUCUGGUUUUGAUCACUGAUGAAACUUGGACCCACGUGUGAAAGUAGCGUGUACCAGUAAAAAGAAAUAUCAUUGUGUUUUGCAACAGAAGUAGCGGGAAGGAUAAUCAACAUUACUAAAAAUAGCACAGGAUGCAAGCAGAACAUACCGGCCAGAGCCAAACAUGUCACAAAGAGCAAAAAAAUAAAUUACUCAGAAUAUAAAAUAUUUUCGCUAAUUUUAACUAAGUAUUAACAACCACCCAGAUACUAUCCUUACUAUAACUGUAUUGUUUGGGGAGAUAACAGAGGCCUUACACCACUGCAAGGUGAAUUGUUGAUACUCAGCACCAUUCAUUACUAGGAAGUCUCUUUGUAGGAUGGCAGGCAAGAAAUCACAUCAUUACAAAUACUGUUGAGGCAUAGGUAACACUCAGCAGCUCGCAUAGUGCUAGAGGUACCACAGUUAACUUUACACCAUGACUCCAAGGCAGGAUAUGGCACAUAUGUGGUAGCUCUGACAUCCACGAAGUCAAAUCACAGCAAGGCAGUGAUACGCAGCUUUUCUGUGCCUCCUCCACAGAAGACACUCACUAACACCUCUGGUCCAAUUAUGUAGAUGCAGAGACGAGCAAUUAAACAUGAUACAUCAUCCAUGAAGCUUAGAACAUAAAACAAAGAAUACACGGGAGAAAUUUAAGCAGGAAAGGACAUCCUGCUAAUAGGUAAGCUGUUAAGACAGAGACACUGGAAGAAAACAUGGAGAGGAAGCAAAAGUUCAGCAACAUGUCACAGUGCUUCAAAUUCCAGCAUUGCUCUCAAAAAACAUAGCAAAUCCAUAUGCAAAACUGAUUGACAAUAUAUUUUUCAAGAUGCCAUUGUAGUUAUUUGAAGCCAAUUCCUCAGUUAUAAAAUAGUUCUUAAAGAGAACCAGGAGAGACUUGGUAAAAGAAAUAAAAACACAUUAUACGGAUAACAGAGGUAAAGUUUGACAUUUCUAAAACGUGGACUUUUUCAAUAAAUCUAAAGAAGAAUUUCCAGUGUUCUCCAAACUGAAUCUUUUUCUCAAUUUCUUACACCAAAUAAAUCCAUAAGGGAACAGUAAACACUUCACCAAUGCUAAAAUAUAAAUAAGGCCCACCUCACAAACAAUCUGUGGUUCUGAUUUUAAUUUAAUUGCACACUUCAAGCUGAGUUUUUACUGUGAACACUAUAAGCCCACAGUGUAAUUUCAAAGCAUCUAUUUUUCAUCAUAAUCAUGUUUAUGAAAAAAAGCCAUGAAAAAAAUGGGGAGUAACUCUGCAGCUGUGUCAUACCUGGGAGUUCUGUCAAGGAUGGAAGACUCUCAAAGAAACACCUUAAUGCACAGUCAGAGAGGGAAGACUGGCAGUGUCUCGGGCUGCGCUAGGCAGAGUAGUGCCAGUGGAUCAAGGGAGGCAUCCCUCCCCUCCACUCAGCCCAGGUAUGCUAAAUCUGGAGUCCUAGGUUGGUCCAGUGCUGGGCUUCCCAAUAAAAGAGACAGCGACACACUGAAGAGAGUUCAAUGAUGAUAUAGAGAUGGUUGAGGGACCGGAGAAUCUGUCAUACAAGGAGAGGCUGAGAGCUGGAAGUCUUCACCCUGGAGAUGUGAAGGCUUGUGGGUAUCUUAUCUACGUGAAUAAAUACCUGAUGUGAGGGCAUGAAGACAACAGAGCCAGGCUCUUCUCAGUACUGCUCAGUGAUAGGACAAGAAGUAAUAAGCACAAACUGAAGCACAGGAAAUUCCAUGUGAACACAAGACAAGACAUUUUUACUGUGUGGGUGCCCAAACACUGGAAUAGGUUGCCCAGAGGUGUUGUGGUGUCUCCAUCCUUAGAGAUGUUCAAAAUUUGACUGGACACGGGCCUGGGUAACCUACUUCAGGUGACUCUUGCUUUGAGCAAGGAGUUCAACUGGAUGGUUUUGAAUGGUCCCAUCCAACCUCAACUGUUCUGUGAUCCUAAGAAAUUAAUCUCCGCCUGAUGCAGGUCAACCAAGGACAGAGAUGAACAAUUUCAGCUUUUCCUAUUUGAUUUAUACCACUCCUUUAAUUAGAUAAAUGGAAAGGGAGCAUUCUGCUUUCUGGCUUAAGAAUCAUGUCAGAAAUCUGUCAUCUUUCCCAUAUUAAACUAUUGUUUCACUAAACACAUUCAAACAAUCAAUUCAUUUCAGUGCUCCAAAACUCAAGAGAGCCUAAGAACUGAUGAAGUGUUUUAAAGACAAUGGCCUGUCCACAUGCAAGGUCUCAUAGGAGUGACAUCAGACACCAGACCACUCUCAGAGGAAAUAUCCCCAGUAUAGAUCACAGCUGCAAAGGCUGACAAAGGCAACACUUACAAAUUCUUGAUUCUUUAACAUAUGAGGCAGGUAACUCAUGCACCAAAAGGAAUGAAGUCCCAACAUCUGUGUAUGAGUGGUUCUGGGGAAGGUAUUUCCAAGUUUACUCGAGUUUUCAAGCAGCUGCUGACACAUAGUGGUGAUUCAGGGAAGGAAACUUUCUUCCUUAUUGAUCCACACUCAGCAGCUUCAAAAACUGUGCUAGAAAUGAAACCUAUGAUCACAACACAGCCUGCUCCAAACUCUGCUUUGCUGACAUAUGGCCUCAGUAUGCUUCCUGUCACUGUACACUUUUCCAAGGACAGAUGUGGGCUGUGCAGUGAAGCAGAUUGCCUCUGUGCUCCCCACUGCACUCACUACAGCUGCACUACAGCUGCAAAGUCUUUUUUUCCGCAAGAGGAAAGGAAACAUGCGAAUGCCACUUUCGACAAUGGGAUUGCAUCCCUGUGCUUUACAGGAAGGAUGCUAGCCUACUUGCAGUAAAAUUUGCAACCACAGAAAACAGUUUAGCCAAGAAAUAGAGAAAUAUUUCAAAACAUCUCAAACUUUUUCUUCAUUUUUUUUUAAAUGAGGCACACCAGAUUCUUGGCAAACACUGAAGUGUUUCCUUUCAGCAUUUACUAGAAGACUGAAAAUGCUUAACUCUGCAAGGAAAGUUAUAAAUCACAUUGCUUUAAUAUAAAACCCACUCCCAACUUCCUGGUUUCAUGGGGAAAAUACAAAUAUCUAUGUUUCUCUUCAAUGCAUUGGUAAAUUAAGCUAUAGGAGCCAUCAUAAAGACUGUAAUGAAGUAAAAAAGGAAAAUGGUUCAGGACUAAUGGCUGUCAUCCCUGCAGAUGCCCAUGCUGCUGCCGACACGAGAGAGUGAGGCCACAGAGCGCAGCUCAGUGUCACGAUGAACAGUCAGCACAUGUACAGAAAUGAUCCAGCUCAACAGUGUCUCUGUUCCUACAAGAGUUAGUUCAUAAUUUAAUCAACCUGCUACAAAAAUCAAGGCUUGCUAGUAAAUUUUUAAUAUGACAAACAGCACUCAAAGGACAAGUGUGCUGUGAUGCAGCACUGACAUCAUUGUUGACAUGUAUGUUGCAUCAUUGUCACUCAUCACCAUGAUCCCUUUUCCACGAUUGCAAAUGUGCAACAUCCUCAGAUUAUGAAACAGUAAAUACAGGAGUAGAUGCAAAAAGUCUGCUUUUCAUUGAUUUUUUUUCCUGUCCCUGUUCAUAGGAUGUGCAUGCAAUAAAAUAAAUAAAGGUAAUAACCUCAUACAUGUAAAGAUUUAGAAGUUGAAGUGUUCAACAUGCUUAGCAGAAAUAGUCUAAUGUUGAGAUUUAUAGUACAUUCAAAUCCAGAAACUGAGACAUUUUUCUCUUAAGAGAAUACCCCUUGUGUCUGAUGGCAGAUACUCUGUUCGUCCAUUCUCUUCCUAGGUCUAUGCACAGUAAUGCCACCCGGGUCUGCGGAUUCAC